This is a messenger RNA of Clarias gariepinus (North African catfish), 6966 nucleotides long. RefSeq names its product integrator complex subunit 1 (gene ints1). Gene Ontology annotation, biological process: U2 snRNA 3'-end processing. Lineage: Eukaryota; Metazoa; Chordata; Actinopteri; Siluriformes; Clariidae. The transcript has 48 exons. Gene Ontology annotation, cellular component: integrator complex. The coding region runs from base 133 to 6708 and encodes 2191 amino acids. The record is from RefSeq and is a predicted model, not a curated record.
UUUCCGGUCCACUAGGGGCGCUGUUCAGCUCACAAGCCGCGCGGCCACAGUCCUACCGUGAAGAAGAGCUUUCUACCAUGGAGCGGCGGUAGUAAAAAACAAAAAUCACGGUACCGAUCUACGUCACGCAUCAUGAACCGGCCGAAGCCGACCAGCAUCCGGCGCCCCAGUGGUGCCAAAACCUCAGGUCACCCUCCUCCGGGAGACUUUAUCGCUUUGGGUGCCAAAAGUCAAGCCAGCGAGACCAAGGCAAACCCAGCUUUGCUCAAACCUGCAGCCACAGGUCCUCCAGACCGCAAGAGAGAGGCUUCGUCGUCUUUACCUUCCUCUUCAGGGCUGUCCAACCUGACAAAACGCCCUAAACACCCUCCCAAUCCACCUAGUGCGCUCUCGCGUCUGGCUGAAGUAGCUGCCGUUGACAAAAGAGCGAUUUCACCGUCCAUCAAGGAGCCGUCUGUGCUGCCUAUCGAAGUUCCUCCGGCUAUUUUACUGGACGAGAUCGAGGCAGCCGAGGCCGACGGCAACGACGAGCGGAUUGAAGGGCUGCUCUGUGGUGCGGUCAAACAGCUUAAGAUGAACCGGGCCAAGCCUGACAUCUCUCUCUACCUCAGCCUCAUGUUCCUCGCCAAGAUCAAACCCAACAUAUUUGCAACUGAGGGAGUGAUAGAGGCUUUGUGCAGCCUACUUCGGCGUGAUGCCUCUAUAAACUUCAAGGCCAAGGGGAACAGCCUGGUGUCCGUCCUGGCCUGCAACCUGCUGAUGGCGGCGUACGAAGAGGACGAGAACUGGCCCGAAAUCUUUGUCAAAGUGUAUAUCGAGGACUCCCUCGGUGAGAGAAUCUGGGUGGACAGCUCUCACUGUAAAAUAUUUGUUGACAACAUACAGACUGCAUUCAACACCAAGAUGCCUCCAAAGACCAUGCUGCUGCAGACUGAGACGGGCCGCUCCGGGGGAGAUCUGAGCGCAGGAAACAGUCCUCACCCUUCCACUCCAGAUGAGGAUGACAAUCAGGCAGAGCUCCUGAUCGCCGAGGAAAAGCUCAGUCCCGAAGAAGAAGGGCAGCUCAUGCCCAGGUACGACGAGCUGACAGAUAGUGUCGAGGAUUAUGUCCUGGACGUCCUGAGGGACCAGCUGAACCGCAGACAGCCCAUGGAUAACGUGUCGCGGAACCUUCUGCGCCUGCUAACCGCCACCUGCGGCUACAAGGAGGUGCGAUUGAUGGCUGUGCAGAGGCUGGAGAUGUGGCUGCAGAAUCCAAAGCUGACAAGACCAGCGCAGGACCUCCUGAUGUCUCUGUGCAUGAACUGCAGGACGCAUGGAGCCGACGACAUGGACGUGAUCUCCAACCUCAUCAAAAUCCGUCUCAAGCCGAAAGUCCUCCUGAAUCAUUACAUGCUGUGUGUCCGUGAGCUCCUGAACGCACACAGAGACAACCUGGGCACCAUGAUUAAACUCGUCAUCUUCAACGAGUUGUCCAACGCUAGAAAUCCUAACAACAUGCAAGUGCUUCACACGGUCCUGCAGCACAGUCCAGAGCAAGCGCCGAAGUUCCUAGCUAUGGUCUUUCAGGACCUGCUGACCAACAAGGACGAUUACCUGCGUGCGUCUCGUGCGCUGCUCAGAGAGAUCAUCAAGCAGACCAAGCAUGAGAUCAACUUUCAAUCUUUCUGUCUGGGCCUCAUGCAGGAGAGGAAGGAGGCCUCGUACACGGACAUGGAGUUUAAAGAGCGUUUUGUUAUCCAGGUGACAGACCUGCUAACAGUGUCCAUGAUGCUGGGCAUCACAGCACAAGUCAAAGAAGCUGGCAUCGCUUGGGACAAAGGAGAGAAGAAGAAUCUGGAAGUGCUCAGAUCUUUUCAGAACCAGAUCACUGCCAUCCAGAGGGACGCCGUGUGGUGGCUUCACACCGUGGUUCCUUCGAUCAGCAAACUGGCACCUAAAGACUACAUACACUGCCUCCACAAAGUGCUGUUCACAGAGCAGCCUGAGACAUAUUACAAGUGGGAUAACUGGCCUCCUGAAAGUGACAGAAAUUUUUUCCUGAGGCUGUGUUCAGAGGUUCCCUUGCUGGAGGACACACUGAUGCGCAUCCUGGUGAUCGGUCUGUCCCGGGACCUGCCCUUGGGCCCGGCCGAUGCCAUGGAGCUGGCGGAUCACCUGGUGAAGAGAGCCGCCGGAGUGCAGUCAGACGAUUUGGCUGUGUUGCAAGUUGAGAGGAUUCAGCUGAUCGAUGCUGUCCUGAACCUGUGUACGUACCAUCACCCCGAGAACAUCCAGCUCCCUGCAGGGUAUCAGCCACCGAAUCUUGCCAUAUCAACACUCUAUUGGAAAGCCUGGCUCCUGCUGCUCGUAGUGGCGUCCUUCAACCCACAGAAAAUCGGUCUGGCAGCGUGGGAUGGCUACCCCACUCUAAAAAUGCUCAUGGAGAUGGUCAUGACCAACAACUACUCCUAUCCACCCUGCACGGUGGCCGACGAGGAGACAAAGACGGAGAUGAUUAGCCGCGAGCUCCAGGUCUCCCAGAAGGAGCGUCAGGAGAUCCUGGCCUUUGAGAGCCACCUAGCAGCCGCAUCCACCAAGCUGACCAUCACAGAAAGCAGCAGCCUGCUCCUGUCUCAGCUCACCAGCCUGGAGCCAAAGGGUCCACCACGGAGACCGCCACCUCACAUCCAGGAACAGCUGAAGAGUCUGAACCAGUCACUGCGAUUGGGACAUCUCCUGUGUCGUAGCCGCAACCCAGACUUCCUACUCAACAUCAUCCAGAGACAGGCAUCUUCUCAGUCUAUGCCAUGGCUGGCCGACCUGGUGCAGUCCAGCGAGGGCUCUUUGGACGUCCUGCCUGUUCAGUGCCUGUGUGAAUUCCUCCUUCAUGACGCAGCUGACGAGACUCCAUCUGCUGACGAUGAAGAAGAAGGAGAGAGCAAAGAGCAGAAAGUGAAAAAGCGACAGAGGCAGCAGAAGCAGAGACAGCUCCUAGGACGGCUACAGGAUCUGCUCUUAGGGCCCAAGGCAGAUGAGCAUACGACCUGUGAGGUGCUGGACUACUUCCUGCGCCGACUCAGCUCCUCUCAGGUGGCAUCCAGAGUGCUCGCCAUGAAGGGUCUGUCAUUGGUGCUGUCUGAGGGAGGGAUAAAGGACGGAGAGGAACGAGACCACAUGAUGGAGGAUGACUCCAGGGACGCGGAGCUGCUUCCUUCGUACCAGUGGCUCCUUCAGGACCUGCCCAGACUACCUCUGUUCGACAGCGUCAGGGGUAUGACGGCCAACGCCCUGCAGCAGGCUAUUCACAUGGAGACCGAUCCCCAGGCCAUAAGUGCCUAUCUGAUUUACCUAUCCCAGCAUGCACCAGUAGGAGAUCAGGGCCUGCACAAUGAUCUAGCACUGGACGUAGCCCGGCUGAUUGUAGAGCGCUCCACCAUCAUGAACAGUCUGUUCUCAAAACACUCGUGCAGACCGGAGUCGGACGCCACUCUCACUGCCCUCCUAGCCAUCUUCUCCACCUACAUCUAUCGGAUGAGGAAGACCAAAGAAGGAGAGGAUCUCUAUAGCUGGUCGGAGUCUCAGGAUCAGGUGUUUCUACGCUGGACGACAGGAGAAACGGCUACCAUGCACAUUCUGGUGGUCCAUGCCAUGGUUAUUCUGCUCACAUUAGGACCACCAAAAGUUGAAAGCGAGUUCGUCACUCUGCUUGAAAUAUGGUUCCCUGAUAAAAAACCCCUUCCCACCGCCUUCCUGGUCGACACCUCAGAGGAAGCUCUUCUCCUGCCCGACUGGCUGAAGCUGAGGAUGAUCCGCUCAGAGGUGUCGCGAUUGGUGGAUGCAGCGCUGCAGGACUUAGAACCUCAGCAGCUGCUGCUGUUCGUGCAGUCCUUCGGGAUUCCCGUCUCCAGCAUGAGCAAACUGCUGCAGUACCUGGACCAAGCUGUCUCCCAUGACCCGCAGACGCUGGAGCAGAACAUCAUGGACAAGAACUACAUGGCUCAUCUGGUGGAGGUGCAGCACGAGAGGGGAGCGACCGGCGGACACAUGUUUCACAGCUUACUCAGCGCAUCACUUCCACCGCGCAGAGACAGUGCAGACGGGAGCAGGCUGAAAGUGACGGCGGAGACUCCACACAGCUCGGUGAUGAUGAGGGCCGUGGGUCAGUUACCCGUGAUCAACGCUGAGGACGAUCUCACUGCCAUCCUGCUUCAGCUGUUUCCUGUGAAGCUGGACCCACGCUGGCCCACGCCCCCGUCCCGGGCCCUGACUUUGUCUCUGCAGCAGGCUCUGGCUCAGGAAGUGCUGCGGGCACGACAGAGAAAGGGUCAGCCGGAUGGCACGGCAGCGUGUGUCUUGCAAGCCUUAGCGGCCCUGCUUGUGUCGGCCCACGCUGCACCGCUGGUCGUAGCCAUGCAUCACAGCCAUGCCAUCUCGUGCCCUCUGCUGCGCCAGUUACACCUUUACCAGACUGCGUCCCAGGAUGUGGCGUUCAGUUCGCUGUUUUUUAAGGUGAUGAUGCAGAUGUUAACCUGGUUGGAGAGCUCCGCGCUGGAGACAGGCUCGCUUAGCAACCUGCUGAAGUCGCUGGUCGCGCAAUAUUCUCACAAGCACCGCAUCACUGAUGUACGUACAGGUUUCCUGCACCUGGGAGAGACCCUGGCGUACAGGCGGGACUCGGAGGUGGCCGUGAGGGGCAUCAUCGCGUCGCUGAGAGCCGGAGAGAAAUGCAACGCCGAGCCUGACCUCAUCAGGAAAGUUCUUCAGGGAUUAAUAGAGGUGAAGUCACCGUACCUGGAAGAGCUGCUGUCCUUACUCAUGACUGUUGGCAUGGAGACAGGAGCCCCCGGUAACACAGCUGGCCCUGUUGCCAUGGUGAUCUUGUUGCUGCUACAUGAGACAGAGGAGAGAGGGGUGAAGCUAGAGGCAGAAUCAAAAACCAGCUCUGAGGGGAAGAGAACCAGCUCCAGCUCAGGGCUGUUGGUUGAUUGGCUGGAGCUGCUCGACCCGGAGAUGAACUCUGUGUGCUCGGACCUCCAGCAGAAAUUACUCUUCUCACUGAACAAGGGUAAAGGCUCUGGAGUGUGUGCCGUCCCUUCCUACAGGCCCUACCUGCUGGCUCUGCUCACUCACCAGUCCAACUGGAGCACUCUGCACCAGUGCAUCACCACACUCCUGAACAAGCCCAAAGAACACAGUGUGGACCCGUCCUCGGCUUUGGACUUCCUGUGGGCGUGCAGUCACAUCCCUCGCAUCUGGCAGGGCAGAGACCAGAAAACUCCGCAGAAACGCACAGAGCAGUUUGUCUUGGAGCUGUCGAGCGACCAAUUGAUCAGUCUGGUGGAUCUGAUCCUGUGGGAGUCCGAGCUGAGCUGGCGAGACACGGGUAAAGCCGCCGAAACACUGGACCAGGCCUCCUGUUCCCUCAUCCAGUCCCGCCUCCCUCUGCUGCACGGCUGCUGCCACAGCGACGUUCAGAACGUCCACAGCGUCUGCGAGUACCUUCUCAACUGCAUCAAGAAGUGGGGCGACAGCGUCAUGAGCAGGAGGUGCGAGAACCUGCUGCUGCAGAUUUACCUCCAGUUCCCCGAAGUCAUCCAGCAUGUGCGCCUGCCCAACACAGCCCUGAGAGGAGAGGCCGCCGCCGACGGAAGCACCUGCAAGCUGGACAUCCUGGUGCAUCGUCUCAUCACACUUAUGGCAGACACCAGCGAUUCCAAGUCGUCUGAGAGUCGUGUGUCUGAUGCGACCCUGGCCUGCAGGAGGCUGGCUGUCUCCCACCCUGUACUUCUGCUCAGACACCUGCCUAUGGUUGCUGCUCUCUUGCAUGGCCGGGCCCACCUUAACCUGCAGGAGUUCAGGCAGCAGCACCAUCUGACCUUCUUCAGCGAUGUACUGGCCAUCCUGGAGCUGCUGCAGCCGCGAGUCUUUCACCCGGACCACCAGAGGGCGCUGCAGGACUGCUUGCUGUCCUUUAUUAAAGUCCUACAGAACUUCCGAAGAUUAUCCCGCACGCCGAUCAUCAACAAGUUCGUGCAGUUCAUUCAGAAGUACAUCACUCACGACGCAGCAGCUGCCGUGCCUUAUCUUCAGAAGCACUCGGAUAUUCUACAGGGUCUUGCCUCGGAGAACCCUGACCUGGUGCAGCUGAAGUCCCUGCUCGCCGGUUUGACUCUGCCUGUGAAGACGGGCUCCUCAGACGUCACCGCAGAGGAUAAAGAUGCUGAGGACUCGUCCUCUGGCUCCCUGCCUCUGGUCAGUAUCUCGUCCUCCACGGCGCUCAGCUCAGCAGAUAUGACCAAGUACCUGAAGAAGAUUUCUGGAGGGGAAGCAAUUGAAGAUGUGUUGGAUGUUUUGAUGGAGGUGGACGAGAAGUCGAAGAGAAAUCCGGAAAUAAUCCAGUAUUUUAUCAACGACCUGCAGAGGUUGAUGAGCUCGUCUGAGGAACUCUGUCGCAACAUGGCCUUCAGUCUGGCGCUGCGCUGCAUUCAGAACAAUCCCAGUCUGGCAUCAGACUUCCUGCCCACAUUCAUGUACUGCAUGGGCAGUGGGAACUUUGACGUUAUCCAAACAGCCCUGAGGAACCUUCCAGAGUAUGUGCUUCUCUGCCAAGAGCACGCUGACAUUCUGCUCCAUAAGGCCUUCACAGUGGGGAUCUACAGCCAGAUAGACACCAGCUCCGUGAUCGCCGAGUCCAUGAAAGUUCUGCACAUGGAAGCUACAACAUAGACAACCAGCUUUUCUUUAUUACACUGAACACAUUAGAGUCUAAGAGAGUUAUGGGAUUUUAGUUGCCUUAAUUAUGAAGGCCAUGCUAAGUCAUCUUUUUUUUUUUUUUUUUUUAAACCAGUGUAUUUGAACAUUUCAUUCCAUUAUAUAUUAUAAAAAAUUAUGAAGUUUGUUGCUUUCAUGAUUUCUUUGCUGUCAGCAUUUCUCUGUAGAGUACUUUGAAUAAUAAACAACAACAACAAAAAAAACAGUUCUACU